This is a messenger RNA of Gracilinanus agilis (Agile Gracile Mouse Opossum), 2127 nucleotides long. It is a transcript of the gene STK33, whose product is annotated as serine/threonine kinase 33. Gene Ontology annotation, molecular function: protein kinase activity; ATP binding. The transcript is spliced from 14 exons. Gene Ontology annotation, biological process: protein phosphorylation. The coding region runs from base 221 to 2056 and encodes 611 amino acids. NCBI's taxonomy places the organism in Eukaryota, Metazoa, Chordata, Mammalia, Didelphimorphia, Didelphidae. The record is from RefSeq and is a predicted model, not a curated record.
UGAUGGAAGUGCUGUUUCAUGAAUGUGCUCACUUUCUUGUAAACCAGAUCUGGUGUGCCAAUGGCUGUUAAUGUUUCAUUAACUUACAAGACUGAGCCAGUCAGAAGGUAGUUCAUUUGAAGGAGGUCGUGUCUUGCUUUUCCUGCCAUUUUUUACUCCUUCAAACACUUGAAACACUUUCUCCUCAUUUCCUCUGCAUGUGGCUGAAAAAAUAAAAAAAAUGGCUGAUUGUAGCUUUGACAGAAAAAGUGUAAAAUGCCCUGAAUGCUCUGGUAAUUCCCAACCAGACAGGAUUAAUACAUGUCGCUGCAAAAAUAAGGAUGUCUCUAGUAUUUCUGUUUCUGUCAUGGAGACAUCCCAGUCUUCAAGCGUCAAUAACACAGAGUUAACAGAAAACAGCAACAAAAAUAAAAACUCAAGCAUUGAAAACAAAACGACAAAAGAAUAUGCCAUCUCCGGAAAUUCAUUGAUUGUGGACAAGACAGCAAGCUUCUUUCCAUCCACCACCUCAGUCCAAACUCAGUGGUCGUCCUCAUCCUCAUCCUUAUCCCCAUCACAAACAUCUUUACAAGCAAAGGAACAAUUGUCUAGCAUUAGAGAGCCCUUAAGAACUGCAGACACACUUGAGUCAAAUAGAAAAGUCUUAGUACAGCAAUGGAAUCGUAUCGCCUCUUCAGAAGGAAGAGUUCCUCACACAAGGAUGGAAGACUGCACUGUUCUCCAGCAAAUAUAUUCCUUUGGAAGAAAAUUGGGACAAGGGAGCUUUGGAGUGGUCAUUGAAGUUACAGACAAGAUAACAGCUGUUAAGUGGGCCAUGAAAAAAGUGAACAAAGAAAAGGCUGGAAGUUCUGCUGUGAAAUUACUUGAACGGGAGGUGACCAUCCUGAAAACUGUGAAACAUGAGCAUAUCAUUCAUCUAGAACGAGUAUUUGAAACAGCUAAGAGGAUGUACCUUGUGAUGGAACUCUGUGAAGCUGGAGAACUGAAAGAAAUGCUUAGCAAAAAAGGGCAUUUCUCUGAGAAUGAGACAAGGCAAAUCAUUCAGGAUCUAGCAUCAGCUAUAGCCUAUCUUCAUAAAAAGGAUAUUGUUCAUAGAGACCUAAAAUUGGAAAAUAUUUUGGUUAAAAGCAGCUAUACUAAUGAAAAAAAUGAAACCAACUAUAACAUAAAGGUGACUGAUUUUGGUUUAGCAGUGCAAAAGGAAGGCGGAUGUGAAUCCAUGCUUCAGGCAACUUGUGGAACUCCUAUUUAUAUGGCGCCUGAAGUGAUCAAAGCCCAGGACUAUAGCCAACAGUGUGACAUCUGGAGCAUAGGUGUCAUUAUGUACAUGCUAAUUUGUGGGGAACCUCCUUUUAUAGCAAACUCAGAAGAGAAACUCUUUGAAUUAAUAAGAAAAGGACAACUAUGUUUUGAAAAGAAAGCCUGGGAACGUGUGAGUGACUCUGCUAAAUUCGCUUUGGGACAGCUUCUGAAGGUAGAUCCUGCUCACAGAAUCACAGCCAAAGAACUACUUGAUAAUCAGUGGAUAACAGGCAAUACAAUGACCCCUGUGAGACCUACAAAUGUCCUGGAGCUGAUGAAACAAUGGAAGAACCAGCCAGCAAGUGAUGAAGAAGAUUUGGAUCACUUAAAGGAUGAUCUCGCUUCCAAAAUCCACAUGUAUACAGCCUUCCAAUCAGAGAACAAUGUCGACCCUAAGAAUAUGGACAGUAAUAGUAAUACAGAUGAUAGUGGUGGCCAAUCCCCUCUCCCCUCUGGAAAGCAGGUCUGCAAGAAAAAAAAUAACACAAGUACAUUAACAAAUGGAACAGUGAAGAAGAAAAAUGUAAACUUUAGGCUAUCUAGUAAUGUCCCUCCUAGUGGGAAAGUGACCUAUCCAAAGCGGAAUAUGGACAAUUCAGAAAAUGUGUUCCCUCAAGGUUCCCCAUCAUCUAAAUCAACUUUAUCUUCACCAAAGGUGGAGUCGGAUAAGUCCUCCUUGGCCUCAAGCCCAGGAUUAUCCCCCAGAAACAACGGUAAAACCCCUGCUACAUCUAAAAUCAAAAAGAAAUCCUAAGGCACCCUUCAGCUCUGUGCAGUGUAGGGCCAAGGCUGUGAUUCCUUCUGUUGGAACAAGGGCAUAAGGGA